Molecule: messenger RNA, 1047 nt
Organism: Aspergillus thermomutatus
Lineage: Eukaryota; Fungi; Ascomycota; Eurotiomycetes; Eurotiales; Aspergillaceae
Exons: 2
Coding region: 1-1047 (348 amino acids)
Source: RefSeq, a predicted model, not a curated record
AUGGACGAACACUCUCAUUUGUACGAAGAGAUCCAUGAUCUAACGACGCUCAUCUCCUUGAUUUUCAAGAGACCUCCAUAUCUUGAAGACAACUGCGAAUCUCCGAGAGCUUGCGGCGGCGAUGUUGUUCGCGACUCAUCGCCAUUCGACGGCCCUGCAGACGGAGAAAAUGAGGGAAUAGAGCCAGUGGAUGAAACAGGAUUCGAAGAUGAAAUAGCCACAGGCUGGUCGGAGGCAUAUCUUGCUACCCUGAAGCCAAGCAUGUUAGAUCGCCUGGCUGAAAUGCUGGCCCGAUUCAAAACUACCAAAAAUGGAAAAGCACGGGGGAAAGCAACAAAUUCCGAUGCCAAACAUGUGACAAGUGUGGCUAUGCUGGAAGACCAUAAUCAUGAGCGCGUGGCAAUCUUCUGCUCCAAGAACGAAGGUCUUGACGCUGAUGAUGAACGAUUCUUGAAAGGUUUGAGUAUACUUUUGAAGAACAUCUCAGGAAACAGGGAUAUAGAAGACCAUCAUCUCGACUCGGUAUUCGAUAUCGUGUUCAAUCACCAAGUGCCUCGCGUGAAGUUCUACUCAGCCGUUCUUCAGAGUGCGUUUAAUCAGGCUUCUCAAAUCACCAUGGAAAAUACACUGACAGAAGAGGUCAUUGAACACAAGUUUCGGCGUCAACUCCAGCCGCGGGAAUGGGAAGGUCUCCGCGUCAGCUUUAAUACUGACGAGAUGGGUGAGACCCCAGCUUCUGAAGAGGCUGUUGACUGGCUCUCGGGCCAGGCAACCAACACAGCCAUCGCAGAGGUAUUCCAGAAAGCACAACGUCUCUUCGGGAGCACAAACCCAAGUCCUUUCGAUUCAUGUGGAAUGAAGAGUUUCUUGAGGACUCUCUAUGCCAUCUUACGACACCCGAAGCAGCGACCAGCCUUGAAGAACUCCUUCAGACAGCCAUUCCAUGGCAACGGAAAGAUUUUUCGAAGAGCCUGGGACACCCUGCUCUUCUUGGAUCGCAUCUUCCACGCCGCAGUAACCUUCGUGGAGUUUGCAUCAAACAAGUAG